Culex pipiens pallens (northern house mosquito) is the source of this 1258-nucleotide messenger RNA. RefSeq lists its product as uncharacterized. Lineage: Eukaryota; Metazoa; Arthropoda; Insecta; Diptera; Culicidae. The coding region runs from base 140 to 1258 and encodes 372 amino acids. The record is from RefSeq and is a predicted model, not a curated record. The transcript has 2 exons.
UAAAUCGAAUUACGAGCGCCACUCUCAGGGUACCUGCGAAAAAAUCUAACCAAUCCUCUUUUUGAGUGUACUGACUUGGUGCGUCAAAUGUCACUGCAAAAUAUAAACAAACAAAAAGUCACAAAUAAAACUUGCAGCAAUGUCGCUUUCGGAAAUUGAUGGAAACUACAAUCCGCUCCAGCCGGAUUCGGAAGGAAGCUACGAAGAAGUUGAGCAUUUGCUCGAAGAGGAGAAGGAGGAGGAAGACGAUACGGGUGCAAUUGAUUACAACCCCUUCUCGGAUGACGAUGAGCAAGAGGAUCUGGCCGAGGAAGAUCCGCAGCCUGUGGCAGAGUGCUCGAAAUCGAAGAGGCCCAGAUGCGAAAAACUCUUCUCCUUCAAUGCUGUGUUCUGUCAAAAGCUGUUCCGGAACCAGCUCAGACCCAAAGAAAAUUCGUCGACCAGAGUCGUUGGGGAUUCGAUUGAGGACGUUAUUGAGUGUCUUUGGGAUACAGGAAAGGAUCUGAUCAAACGGCAAGUUGUCUUCCAAGACAACGUCCCCAAAUGGGCCGUCGAUGAGAAACCUAAAUUCGAUGACGUGGGAAAGUUUUUCCUUUUGCAAGACAUGAAUGCUCGGAAGACUUACGGCAUUGAAAAUCUCACUGCAAGAUUGCUGCAAAGGUGGCGCGACCAAUCGAUAAAGAUUUUUGUUUUCGCGUACUCUCUGGACGUAGAAAACAAGAACCAAUUCAACGAUGUGUUGAAACAUUUAAUCACUCCCAGCAAACCUGACCGUGCAGGGGCAAACUCAAUGCGAGACGAAUCGGCUCUGGCGAACGAGCUGCAAGAGGGACACCCCCACCUAGAAGGCCACUUUAGUUCGUGGUUGCUGUGGGCCAGUGUCAUUCAUGCUGCCCCCGCCCACGAGCAAGAAGGUAUGAAGAUGGCACCGAACCCUCCAGCAACAAUCUCCAAGUAUUUUCGAUGGGUGGGGGUCUCAGAGGCAGCACGCUUAGAUGGUGUGCAUCGAGGGAUGGUUGUGGCCAACACGAUCAACUCCCGGAACUUGCGACAGAUACGAGAGCUCAAAAUGGAAUUUUCUACAGCUAUGGUUGUUCUCCAGGGGGCUUUCAAGAGGCUCGAAGUAAUGGAAGCGGAGGCGGAAGCAAGCAGUGGAAUCGUUUCCGCAAUGGAGACUGUGAUGCAACCGGAGGAGAGUGAAUUAAGCCAGCAAUUGGCCGCCGAAGUCACCAAUUGCUUCGAUGAUCAACAUGCUUAA